GGGGGGAUUGAAAUUGAAUUUGUUGGCGUUGGCUGGCUUAAAAGGUAAGCAAAGGGGAGAUUUAAUUUUUAAAAGAUUGGGAGAUAGAUUCUUUAUUAACUACAAAUCUCAUCCAACAAGAGAAAAUCAAAAACUUCAAAUCCCAUUUUAAGUUUGGCAUGAUGAUCCAUAAAACGAUUCGAAAGUAACUUUGCUUAUAAAGAGUGAAUUUUUGGAUUUUGGAUGGGUGUUCUCAGCUGAUGCGGCUGAGAUGAAGUUGGAGUUACGUGGGGUUUUGGCCUAUCAGAGAAAACAUUUUCAGGCUCAAUCAAAGUUGUUGAUUGUCAUCCCUUAACUUUUUUUCUUUGAAAUGGUUGUCUCCUUGAUCAUGCUUCACAUGGAAAAUUAAGCCAAAUUAUUGAGUUUUCAGACCCUAAACUAUCAAUCAAAGUGAAACCAAAUUUUAAUUUUAGUCUAAACUCCAUUUAUUACCGAAGCCUUUGCACUUUGGAGUAUAGGGACAUCCUUUCUACCUUGUUUUUUCAAUGCCACACUUGAUUUAAAAACUGAAUUGAGUACUUAUGGUAAAAGUAUAUCAUUUCUUCCACCAAAAACAAAAAAGUAGUAAAUAUUUCCUCUUUAACCCCUUAAGCCUCUCCAAAGUCCCCACCUCUUCACUUCCAAGUCACCGUCAUUCAUAUUCAGAUGACUCUUCUCUUUCUUCUGCUCCUCCUCCUCCUUCUCCUUCUUCUUCUUCUUCAGCACUCUCAAAAUUCUCUUCUGCUCUUCCUUUCUUUUCUCAGAUCCUUCACUUCUGCAACAAAAUACAAAUACCCCAUCUUUUCACUUGUAUAAAGAUCACAUUUUUUCUCUCAUAGAACCAAAAAGAUCCUUCUUUUUUUCCUUGUGAGAUGGCUUCAACAGGAAACCCAAAUCAAAGCAUGCCAUUUGAUAUGCAGAAAUUCUUCAAACCCACAAUUUCAAACCCAUCAACAACACCUACAAACAACCCCCCACCACAAAAUCUCUCCUCUGCUUAUCCUACACCUCCUUCUUCUUAUCCUCCACCCUCUCCCCCUUUCUUUCACCCCCAGUAUCACGAAUUCUACAUGCCUCCUUCCUCUACUCCCCUUCCAAUUUUCCAAAACGCCCCACAAGAUGUUAAAUCCCUUUCCUUUCCUUCCCCUCCUCUUAGCCCCUACAAUGCUGGUAACCACAUUCUUGCCCUUAUCAAUUCCUCCCCCCAAAACCCAGAUUUCCCCCCUCAAAAUCAGCUUACUCAACGGCCGCAACCACCACCUGCAGAGUUUUUGGGCUCUGGGGGACCCAAUGUGGGGCCUUUAAGGGUGCCAAGUUGCAAAGUGCCCAAGGGCAGGCGGUUAUCAGGCACUCAUGUGGCUUAUGAUAUUGAUACGAGGCUGUCCGGGGAGGUUCAGCGGCAGCUUGAGGCCACCCCCAUAACAAAGUAUGGUUCUAACCCUCAGCUGGUACUGGGCAGGCAGAUUGCUGUUAAUAAGUCUUACAUUUGUUACGGCCUGAAAGGAGGCAGUAUCCGUGUUCUUAAUUUUAACACUGCAUUGAUGUCUUUGUUUCGCGGGCAAACCAAGAGGGUCACAGACAUGGCUUUCUUUGCUGAGGAUGUUCACCUUUUGGCUAGUGUGAACCUAGAGGGACGGAUAUUUGUAUGGAAGAUAUUCGAAGGUCCAGAUGAAAAAGAAACGCCACAGAUUACAGGAAAGAUAGUUACUGCUGUUCAGAUAUUAGGAAACGAGGAAUAUGUACAUCCACGUGUUUGUUGGCACCGGCACAAACAAGAAGUUUUGGUGGCUGGUAUUGGAAAACACAUUCUGAGAAUUGAUACUAUGAAAGUUGGGAAGAGUGAAGCCUAUUCAGCAGAUGCACCUUCACCUCUGCAAUGUCCUAUUGACAAGUUGAUUGAUGGGAUUCAGUUGAUUGGUAAACAUGAUGCAGAAGUUACUGAUGUGUCAAUGUGUCAAUGGAUGAUUACCCGCUUGGUUUCUGCUUCUACAGAUGGCACGAUAAAGAUAUGGGAUGACCGCAAGGUGGUGCCACUAACAGUUUUGAGACCACAUGAUGGCCAACCUGUUUUUUCAGCUACAUUCUUGAAUGCACCUCACCGACCAGAUCAUAUUAUACUCAUCACAGGGGGGCCCCUAAAUGAAGAAAUCAAAAUUUGGACAUCAGCAAGUGAAGAGGGUUGGCUACUUCCAAGCGAUACUGAAAAGUGGACUUGCAACCAGACAUUAGUCUUGAAGAGUUCUGCUGAACCUCAAAUUGAAGAAGCAUUCUUCAAUCAAGUUGUUGCAUUAUCUCAAGCAGGCCUUUUCUUACUUGCAAAUGCUAAGAGAAAUGCUAUAUAUGCUGUACACUUAGAAUAUGGUUCAUGUCCAGCAACAACAUGCAUGGAUUACAUAGCAGAAUUCACCGUCACUAUGCCCAUGUUAAGUUUUACCUGGGGAAGUGAUCUUCCAGAUGAACAUAUUGUUAAAAUAUAUUGUGUUCAGACACAGGCUAUCCAGCAGUAUGAUUUGGAGUUAUGCCAAUGCAUCCCACUACCACUGGAAAAUACGGGCUUAGAGAAGUCAGAUUCAAGUUUUUCACAUGAUGCAACAAACAUUGAAGGCUUUGAUGCUUUCGGUCCAUCUGUAAAUAAUCCUUCCGAGUUACCCUUUUAUGGUUCAUUUCCCAAACCAAGUACACAAGUAAGUAGCUCUGAAAAUUCAAAAACAGCAUGGUAUCCUUCAAGCCCACAUUCUAUCGAGGCAAGCACUGUACAAGAGUUUAAUACUUCGAAUAUUGAUUCUAUAUCUGCUCCUGCUGCUUUGGCAUCAACAGCAAGUGAUGCUGAUAUUGUUUGUGUUGCAUCGCCACCACCACAUCCUCCUAGUCCUAGGUUGUCUAGAAAGCCCUCUGGUUUUCAUAGUCUAGCAAAUAGCUUUGAGCCAACUUCCCAGCUUGGUGACCAUGUUAGGAACCAACUGGUUACGGAGUAUCCAGUUGACAGACAAAUGAACACUUUUCGAGCAAAUUUGUCUGCUAUGCAUUCAUCAGAAGAUGGUUUGAGGAAUGAUGAGAAGAAAAUAAUAUCAAAUGAGAAAUCUAGUGCAUGUAAUCCGCCUAUUAUUUUCAAGCAUCCAACUCAUCUUGUGACUCCUUCUGAGAUAUUGAUGUCUGCAUCAUCUUCUGAAACUACUAAUGUCAUUGAGGGAAAGAGUGAGGGCGGGGUGAACAUUCAAGAUGCGGUUAUCAACAAUGAUAUGCAUAAUGCUAAAGUGGAGGUAAAAGUGAUGGGUGAAGCAAGAUCUUCUCAGAACAAUGAAUUUGGUUCCCAUGGAGGCUACCAAAAUCAAAAUUUUGAAAAUAGAGAGAGAUUCUUUUGUUCUCAGGCUUCAGAUCUUGGCAUUCAGAUGGCAAGGGAGUGUUGUGCAAUAUCUAGGGAUGCUUACAUUGUUGACAAAUCUCAGCUAUCAGAUGGUGUUGGUGCAUCAGGUUCUCUUGUGCAACCUAAUGUUGGUGAGGAAAAAAUCCAUGAUUCCAGAAAAGAUCUGUCUGAAAAGCUUUUGGAAUCAGCCAUACCUUCUUCAUAUAUGCAAUCACCAGCAUCAGCAACAAAAGGCAAGAAGCAUAAGGGGAAAAGUUCUCAAGCAUCUGCUCACUCUUCUCCAUCUUCAAGUGCUUUCAAUUCUGCUGAUUCUUACACCGAACGGGGAGGCAAGAUACCCUUGACAGGUGCUGCAUUUCCUCAAAUUGUGGCUAUGCAAGAGAUGCUUAAUCAGCUAAUUGCCACACAAAAGGGAAUGCAGAAACAAAUGUCAAAUAUUGUCAAUGUCCCUGUCACAAAAGAAGGCAAAAGACUAGAGGCAGCUCUAGGACGGAGCAUUGACAAAGCCAUUAAGGCCAACACUGAUGCUCUAUGGGCUCGAUUUCAAGAAGAGAAUACAAAAAAUGAGAAAUUGGUGCAAAAAUGUACUCAUCAAAUAAUGAGUUUGAUCUCUAAUUUUGUAAACAAGGACUUGGCGGUUAUGUUAGACAAAGCAGUCAAGAAAGAAUUAGCUGGGGUUGGACCAGCUGUGAUUCGUACUAUUACUCCUGCAAUAGAGAAAACAGUAACUUCAGUAAUCACUGAGUCCUUCCAGAGAGGGAUUGGAGAUAAGGCAGUGAAUCAACUAGAAAAAUCAGUUAAUUCAAAACUUGAAGCUAUAGUUGCCAGGCAAAUUCAAGCACAGUUUCAAACUCAAGGCAGGCAAGCACUCCAGGAAGUUCUGAGGACAAGUGUGGAAGCUUUAAUGAUCCCUGCCUUUGAGAUGUCAUGCAAAGCCAUGUUUGAGCAAGUAGAUGCUACAUUUCAGAAAGGGAUGGUUGAACAUACCAGUGCUGCUCAGCAACACUUAGUGUCUGCUAGUUCUUCUUUGGCAAUUGCUUUAAGGGAUGCCAUAAAUUCUGCAUCAUCCAUUGCUCAAACCUUAAGUGGAGAAUUUGCUGAUGGACAAAGAAAACUUCUAGCAAUUGCAGCUGCUGGAGCUAACUCAAAUGCAGUGAGUCCGAUGGCUUCCCAACUUAGCAAUGGACCUUUAGGUGCCAUCCAUGAAAAGGUUGAGGUGCCCAUGGAUCCAAAAAAGGAGCUAUCAAAGUUGUUAUCAGAAUGCAAAUAUGAUGAAGCUUUCACUAUUGCCCUGCAAAGAAGUGACCUCUCUAUCGUUGCCUGGUUAUGUUCACAGGUUGAUCCACGAAGCAUUCUGUCAACCGCCACUUUUCCUUUGAGCCAAGGGGUGCUGCUUUCCCUCUUGCAGCAAUUGGCGUGUGACAUCAACAAGGACACACCACGAAAGCUCACAUGGAUGGUAGAUGUGGCCACCGCUAUAAACCCAGGGGACCAAAUGAUUGCAGUGCAUGUGAGGCCUAUUUUUCAGGAUGUAUAUAAGAGAGUUCAUGACCUGAGUAGCUCAGCUCUGCUUGCGGGUGCUGAACAUGCAAGUAUCCGUGCUCUAUUUUGUGUCAUCAACUAUGUUCUAAUGACUUGUAAAUGAUGAACACGAGGAUUUUGGUGUUCUAAUGACUUGUAAAUGAUGAACAAGAGGAUUUUGGUAGUCACAAGAUUGUACAAGUUUCUGGUUGUUUUCAUGUAAGGAGGGAAGGGCCCUCUGCUUUUGGGGUACAGGAAAAUUGGGUCCUGAUUUCGUAAUCCAUAGAGAAUUUGGAGUAUAAGAAAGAAUUCAACACUAUUUCAGAUUUAUUAUCUUUUUUAUAUUC
Durio zibethinus is the source of this 5250-nucleotide messenger RNA. RefSeq names its product enhancer of mRNA-decapping protein 4-like. Gene Ontology annotation, cellular component: P-body. Gene Ontology annotation, biological process: deadenylation-independent decapping of nuclear-transcribed mRNA. The record is from RefSeq and is a predicted model, not a curated record. Lineage: Eukaryota; Viridiplantae; Streptophyta; Magnoliopsida; Malvales; Malvaceae. Gene Ontology annotation, molecular function: protein binding.